Molecule: messenger RNA, 1362 nt
Organism: Ricinus communis (castor bean)
Lineage: Eukaryota; Viridiplantae; Streptophyta; Magnoliopsida; Malpighiales; Euphorbiaceae
Product: dehydration-responsive element-binding protein 2D
Exons: 1
Coding region: 365-1012 (215 amino acids)
Biological process (GO): positive regulation of DNA-templated transcription; response to stress
Cellular component (GO): nucleus
Molecular function (GO): DNA-binding transcription factor activity; transcription cis-regulatory region binding
Source: RefSeq, a predicted model, not a curated record
GAUGAAAAUGUCAGUUUAUAAUUCCAGGCAAAGCUAAGGUAACCCAAUGUAAACGUCAAAGGACAACCUUAAAUAUUUGUAGAGAAAAUCAAGAAAAGAAAUUUAAUUAGCUCCUUCACGAUGAAGGAGCCUGAAGCAUUACAGGCAAGUGUUCUUUGAAUCUCUCCACCGAGCCCAAUCAGCUAGUUUUCCUUUACACGUGUCAGUCACCCAAUUCCUUUGCUCUGAAUUGACUCGGCUUACUUGGCGCUGGAACAAUGACGUACGCAUUCCCAACCACUUCAGUACAUAUACAGGUAACUGAAAGCUAUGAUAAUUUGUUUGGUACGCAAGAAUUCCCUUCUGCGCAACACACAGAUUAAGAAUGGAGAAGGAAGCAACGGACAAGAAAGUUACCAUGAGAAGAUCAAGAAAAGGGUGCAUGAAAGGGAAAGGAGGACCAGAAAAUGCACUGUGCACUUAUAGAGGAGUAAGGCAAAGGACAUGGGGCAAAUGGGUAGCUGAAAUUAGAGAACCAAAUAGAGGAAACAGGAUUUGGUUAGGUACUUUCAACACUUCACAUGAAGCUGCUAAAGCAUAUGAUCAAGCUGCAAUCAAACUCUAUGGCUCCUCUGCUACACUUAACUUGCCACAUAAUUAUGAUCAGCAGCGGCAGCGGCAGGAAGAGGAGGAGGAGGAGGAGGUACCGUUUAGCAAUAGAAGUACUACUCCUUUGUCUAGUAGUUUUGCAAGUGCAUGCCCAGAUUAUGUUGGCACAUGUGGCGGCAGUACUAAUAGUAGUUGUAGGGAUCAACCAAGUGCAACAAAUUUAUUUUUAUCAUCAAUAGGUGCAGAUGCUUCUGGAUGUGGGAUUAGUGGUGGUGAGGGUUCAUCAGGUGAUAUGAAUGCCUAUUGGCCUGAUUUUGGCUUUGGUGAGAAUUAUCAUUUCUUGGAGACUAAUGAUUUUGGAGUUGCUGCAAUGGGUGGAGAAGGGUUCAAUUGGGAUGGCUCUCGAGAUCUUUGGAGCUUCUAAAUUUUGACCCACUUUUUCUUUUUAGUAGAAAUUUAGUACUAUAUAUAUGUAAGUAGUGUUGUUUUUCUUUUUUUAAUUUUCCCCCUGUCUUCUUCUUCUUCUUCUUUUUGCAAAAGCAAUAUACAUCAGGAUACUAGGGUUAGUAGUAGUACUACAGAGGAGCCUUUGAGAGGUGAGUACAAGAUUUUGGUAGUAUUAUACUUCACAAAGGGGUGUGAGAGAUUUACCAAUGGAACAAAUGCUUGUAACUGUUUUAUAGUUACUUCUGUUCCUUUCUUCUCCUUUUCUUCUUAGUUUUGUUCCCUCCAAAGGAUUGGCAUAUGUGGACGUUCAUUUCCUUAUUCUCAAAA